AUGGGGACCACCACACUACUCAUCCUUGACAUCGAGAAAGGCACGGUCGACAUGCUCGGCAACACAGGAACAUACCUCCAGCGUCUCGGCUCAGCAGUGGCCGCAGCACGCAGCAACAAUAUCAAAAUCGUCCACGUUAUAACUGCGUUUCGAACUGGCUACCCAGAGUGCCACCCAUCGAACUCAUUGGUGCCCGCCAUGGCAGCAAUGGGGAAGUUCCAGGAAGGCGACUGGACUACUGAAAUCCACCCCGCCGUGGCACCCACCAAAGAUGAGGUGGUGAUCACCAAGCGACGCGUAUCGGCGUUCUUUGGUACUGAACUCGAGAUGAUCCUCCGCUGCUUCGACACCGAGCAACUUGUCGUGGCGGGCAUUGCUACCAGCGGUGCCGUCCUCUCCACCAUUCGACAUGCGUCUGAUCUGGACUACCGCAUUACCGUUCUGCGAGACCUUUGCAUGGACCGCGAUGAAGAAGUACACGAUCUGCUCAUGGACAAGGUCUUUAAGGGGAAGACGGAUGUGAUCACUGGACAGGAGUGGAUGGAGCGGAUCAGCGCCAAUUUGUCCGCUUAG
This is a messenger RNA of Penicillium canariense, 573 nucleotides long. RefSeq names its product cysteine hydrolase family protein. Bases 1 to 573 code for a protein of 190 amino acids. NCBI's taxonomy places the organism in Eukaryota, Fungi, Ascomycota, Eurotiomycetes, Eurotiales, Aspergillaceae. The transcript has a single exon. The record is from RefSeq and is a predicted model, not a curated record.